This is a messenger RNA of Rattus rattus (black rat), 2133 nucleotides long. RefSeq names its product pescadillo ribosomal biogenesis factor 1 (gene Pes1). Gene Ontology annotation, cellular component: PeBoW complex; nucleolus. Bases 65 to 1822 code for a protein of 585 amino acids. Gene Ontology annotation, molecular function: RNA binding. The record is from RefSeq and is a predicted model, not a curated record. NCBI's taxonomy places the organism in Eukaryota, Metazoa, Chordata, Mammalia, Rodentia, Muridae. Gene Ontology annotation, biological process: ribosome biogenesis; maturation of LSU-rRNA from tricistronic rRNA transcript (SSU-rRNA, 5.8S rRNA, LSU-rRNA). The transcript is spliced from 14 exons.
CACGUGCGGUAGGAAGUAGCUCUGCCUUUCCGCUCCGCUUUCAGGACUUUCUCAACGUGGAGCUAUGGGAGGUCUGGAAAAGAAGAAGUAUGAACGAGGCUCUGCCACCAAUUAUAUCACCCGAAACAAAGCUCGGAAGAAGCUGCAGCUGAGCCUGCCUGAUUUCAGGCGGCUGUGCAUCCUGAAAGGUAUUUAUCCUCAUGAACCCAAGCAUAAGAAGAAAGUUAACAAGGGUUCCACAGCAGCCCGAACAUUUUACCUUAUCAAAGAUAUUAAAUUCCUCCUCCAUGAACCCAUCGUCAACAAGUUCCGAGAGUACAAGGUGUUUGUCCGGAAGCUCCGCAAAGCCUAUGGAAAGAGCGAAUGGAAUGCUGUAGAGCGCCUCAAGGACAAUAAACCCAGCUACAAACUGGACCACAUUGUCAAGGAGCGGUACCCCACAUUUAUCGAUGCGUUGCGCGACCUCGAUGAUGCCCUGUCCAUGUGCUUCCUCUUUUCCACCUUCCCUCGGACGGGCAAGUGCCACGUACAGACCAUCCAGCUGUGCCGCCGCCUCACCGUGGAGUUCAUGCACUACGUCAUUGCUGCCCGAGCCCUGCGCAAGGUCUUCCUGUCCAUCAAAGGCAUCUACUAUCAGGCUGAGGUGCUGGGUCAGCCCAUCGUGUGGAUUGCACCCUACGCUUUCUCCCAUGAUCAUCCAACAGAUGUGGACUACAGAGUCAUGGCCACCUUCACUGAGUUCUAUACCACUCUCCUGGGCUUCGUCAACUUCCGCCUCUACCAGUCACUCAACCUUCACUACCCACCCAAGAUCGAAAGUCAAGCCCAAGCAGAGAUGAAGGUCAGCGAGGACACAUAUGCACUGGACUCCGAGAGCUCUAUGGAGAAACUGGCUGCCCUCAGUGCCAGCCUGGCCCGAGUGGUGGUGCCUGCUGUAGAGGAGGCUGAAGCCGAUGAGUUUCCCACUGACGGGGAAGUGACAGCACAGGAGGAAGAUCGAAGGAAAGAGCUGGAGGCUCAGGAAAAGCACAAGAAGCUCUUUGAAGGCCUGAAGUUCUUCCUGAACCGAGAGGUGCCCCGUGAAGCGUUGGCCUUCAUCAUCAGGAGUUUUGGUGGGGAUGUAUCCUGGGACAAGUCUUUGUGCAUCGGAGCCACCUAUGACAUCACAGACUCUGGCAUCACCCACCAGAUUGUUGACCGGCCGGGGCAGCAAACCCCCAUCAUUGGCAGGUACUACGUACAGCCCCAGUGGGUGUUUGACUGUGUGAAUGCCCGACUCCUCCUCCCUGUGGCAGAGUACUUCCCUGGGGUGCAGCUGCCCCCACACCUUUCACCCUUCGUGUCUGAGAAGGAAGGAGAUUACAUUCCCCCUGAGAAGCUGAAGCUCCUGGCUUUGCAGCGGGGAGAAGACCCAGGAAACUUGGAAGAGGAAGAGGAAGACGAGGAUGAUGAAGACGAUGACAACGAAGGUGACGGUGAUGUUGCAGUGGAAAACGAGGAAGAUGUGGAAGCUGAGUCAGAGGAGGAGGAGGAGGCGCACCUGUCAGCCUUGGAGCAGCAGAGGCUGGGAGGGAAGAAGCCCCAGGUUAUGGCCGGCACUGUGAAGCUGGAAGACAAGCAGCGGCUGGCCCAGGAGGAAGAAAGUGAGGCCAAGCGCCUGGCCAUCAUGAUGAUGAAGAAGCGAGAGAAGUACCUUUACCAAAAGAUCAUGUUUGGCAAGCGGCGCAAAAUCCGAGAGGCCAACAAGCUUGCAGAGAAGAGGAAAGCCCAUGACGACACUGUGAGGUCUGAGAAAAAGGCCAAGAGGACAAGACCUGUGUGAGCUCCAGUCGUCCCUCACUGAAAUUUGGACUUGGCAGAAGCAGCUAGCGAAACACAGACACAUCAGCCAGCACUGUCAUGCUUUCGGUGGUGUGUGGCCAGCCCCAGCCUCCUGUGUGGUUCAUGCCAUUGUCUGGGCAAAGGGGACUGUGCCCGACCCAGUCUUAACCCAGGAAUCCAUCUGACAUCCUCAUUUUCCUUAGCUUUCUACAGCCUCCUACAUAGCUGACCGUCCUAUGCUCAGGAUGCUGUCGAGGAGUGAGGGUGGGAAGCUUUUGUUAUUAAAUGGUUGAAUCUUUGCAGCCAAUUGGA